GACUUCCUCUCUCUAGCGUUUCACGUGCAAAAGCAGGGACGUACAAACUUGCAUCAUUGGCUUUGAAAAGACCAGAAACAUGUUUGAGGAGCAGGCGACCAAGGUCAAAAUCACAUCUGUGGUGAUCGUUGUCGGCAUGUCGGCAAUGCUGGCGGCUGUCGUGACUGACCACUGGGCUGUGCUCAGCCCCCGGGUGGAGAAGCUCAACGCCACCUGCGAGGCGGCCCACUUUGGCCUCUGGAGGCUCUGCAAGAAGAGCAUCUUCAUCGUGGAGGAGGACCCCCAGGGCAAAGGCUGCGGCCCCAUCAGCUUACCUGGAGCAAAAAACUGCUCCUACUUCAAACACUUUACAUCGGGGGAGGAAGCUGAAGUUUUUGAAGUCAAGACCCAGAAAGAGUACAAUAUCUCAGCAGCAGCCAUUGCCAUCUUCAGUCUGUUCUUCAUGAUCCUGGGUACCCUGUGCGUUAUCUUCUCCUUUGGGAAGGGGCGGGACUAUCUGCUCCGGCCUGCUGGGAUGUUUUUUGCUUUUGCAGGCCUUUGCAUCAUCAUCUCUGUUGAAGUAAUGCGCCAGUCUGUGAAGCGUAUGAUCGCCAGUGAUGAGACCAUCUGGAUUGAAUACUACUACUCCUGGUCAUUUACCUGCGCCUGUGCCUCCUUUACUCUGCUCAUCCUUAGUGGAGUCGCUCUGCUCCUCAUCUCCAUGCCCCACAUGCCACGUAACCCCUGGGAGACCUGCAUGGACGCUGAGCCUGACACCUUAGAUUAG
Messenger RNA from Archocentrus centrarchus (flier cichlid), 766 nucleotides. It is a transcript of the gene cacng1b, whose product is annotated as calcium channel, voltage-dependent, gamma subunit 1b. Gene Ontology annotation, cellular component: L-type voltage-gated calcium channel complex; membrane. Gene Ontology annotation, biological process: calcium ion transmembrane transport; regulation of calcium ion transmembrane transport via high voltage-gated calcium channel. The record is from RefSeq and is a predicted model, not a curated record. Bases 80 to 766 code for a protein of 228 amino acids. Gene Ontology annotation, molecular function: calcium channel regulator activity; voltage-gated calcium channel activity. Lineage: Eukaryota; Metazoa; Chordata; Actinopteri; Cichliformes; Cichlidae. The transcript has 4 exons.